AUGAGCAGUUCUUCCUCCUCUAGUGCGUCAUCACCUGCUUCUUCAAGCAGGCCAUCUCCCACAUUUGGCACAAGUAUGGUCAGAUCAGGGUCCAACCGUUCCAUCCUUCGAGAAACUAACAGAUUAACUCGAUCACGACAAAACACGGUCGGACUUGACUUUAUCGAAGAUCUCAACAAGAAUAUUGGAUCAGACUACCAAGAAAUACAGAUCCGUACCUUGACAAAAUGGAUAAACGCACAACUAAAGCAAGUAGACGACUCUAUCACAAAUAUUAAAACCGAUUUAAGGGACGGGAAGAAAUUACUCAAAUUAUUGUCCGUCAUUUCAAACGAACCAGCUCCAAAGCCCGAGCGUAUGAAUAUGCGAAUUCAUCAAUUGGCUAAUGUGGCACAAGCACUCAGCUUUCUCGAGAAACAUGUAGGAUCAGAUGUCAUGCCUGAUAUUGGCAAUGAAGCCAUUGUAAACGGAGACGCAAAGAAGACAUUAGCACUUAUAUUCUUUAUCAUGUUGAAGUAUCAAAUUCAACUUAUCUUGACAGAGCAUGGUGAUGAUUUUUUGCACUCAUUAUCGGAACUUUCCGAGAGAGAAAAUGGUACAAAAUCCCAAACAUCUGAUUUUCAGGUCGAAGCAAGCAAGCCAGCUCCUUUGACCGCAUCUCGGAAAUUUAAUAGUCAUCACUCGAUUACUGACAAACUUCAGCAACACAAUACGUCUACUUCUGCAGAAGCCAAAGUUGCUCUUCUUUACUGGGUGCGGAUUCAACUUGAAGAUUAUAUAUCAGCAAAUAUUAUACCCUCAAUACAGGAUUUCUCUCGUUCCUGGAGAACCGGUGUUGCUUUUUGUCUGCUUAUUCACCGUCAUAACCCUUCUUAUAUACCCGACUUGUUCAGUGUUCAUUUGAAUGCGGAUCUGUCCGAGAAAACAACUUGGCUUCAUCUCUUGAGACUCGCUUUUGAUUUAGCGACGACUCAAAUGGGCGUACAAGCCUAUUUAGAACCAGAAGAUCUUGUUGAAGUAGAUUAUCCUCACGAACCUAGUGUCAUGAUGUACGUAAGCGAAUAUUACAAAAUCAUGUCCAAAUGUCAAAAUGAAGAACCCGAGAAUGUCAAGCGAGAAAGAGCUGUCAAGCGUAAGGCUGCCAUUGUGAUGGCAUCAGGAGGUGUCUUGACAAAUGAUUUUGAUAUUGAUGAUGAUGACGACGAAGACGACGACGAGGAUGAUUUUGGUAUGAAUAGAGAUAUUUCAGCAUCACCUACUCCUCAAGAGCAACCCAUCGAAGCUGCUCCUGAAGCACCCGUGCCUAUACCCAUUCCUUCAGCACGCCGCAAAAAGAAAAUGCAACAGCGACGAUCUACACUUGGAGAGGCAGACAAAGUCCGUAUUAAAGCAGAUUUAAAUACAAAGCUUUUGAUGCAACUUACUGGCCAUUUGCCUCGAGGUGUCCAUCCUAUCCUUGAUGAAUUGCUCACAAUUCACGAUACUGUAUUAUCGUUUAUAAAAUCGAAUACUCGUACGAUUGAUGAGAUCCCUGAGGAAUUUACCAGUUCUUCAUCAGUCACUGAAUACAUUGAUGCUCUCGAAAUUAUUGAAGAGCAGGCUGAUGACGAAGUCAGUCAUCUGGACACAGCAAAAGUUGCCAAAGAUACUUUGUCAGCAUCUCCAGAAACAGCAGACGACACCUUAAUUCAUUUGACUGAUCUGCAGCGCACACAAGUAGUCAAGUUAUAUGAAAUGCUUCAAAAGGAAUGGAGUCAAUUUUUGGAUUUGCUCAAGACGACCAAAGAAGAUUUGAUGAGUGUAGAAAGUGCUUUAAUUGAUACAGAAGAAGGCGUUGAAGAGUACCAGGCUCGUAUAACAGCAAUGCUAAAAGAACUCGAUCACUUUUUAGAGUUACUUGAGCAUGUUGCACCUUCUAGUCAUGAUGAGGAGCAAACUGCACCAUUACAUCCCCUUAAAGGCUCACAAAGCGAUGUAGAAGCCUAUCAACAACGUCUGGAUGCAUUCACAGCUGAUUUCAGUGAAUUUGAAAACACAAGUUGGAAAGAGUUCAGAAAGGCAACACGUCAGCUUUCUCGAUCUGUAAUGCAAGUAGUCUCUGUCCAAUCCAACCAAGUGAUAGUAAAAUACGAUAAUGUAGUUGCUGGUCUUAAGAAAAAGCGUCAAUCAUGCAAAGAUUUUGAACGAGGUCUGAAAAUUCUUCAUAUUGUAAAGAAUGCCGAGGUUGAGCUUGAUGCGAUUCAGUCCAUGAUGGAAGACGAUGGUCAAGAAAAGGCAACCACAGAUGAUGCUAUUCAGUUGCUAGAAAGCAAAGUAGCAGCUGUUCGCUCGAUCAUUUUCAGCAUAAAAGAAGAAUUUGGUGAUAUUUUGACGAGCGAUACACGUUUUGCUGAACUCUUUUCAGGCAUUCAAGCUCGGUAUGAAACUGUGAAUCAAUGGGUUGAUCAAGUGCGUGUUUGGUUUAUUGAAGCUGAGCGUAUCAGUGAUUGGAUUGAAGGGCGCAUCAACAUCAUUCAGGAACAAAACGAAGCCAAUACAAUUGAUCCUCUUGGCGUUGAUAUUUCUGAAUGGCAAAACGAUGCUAUCACAGGCCCAAUUUAUAAAAAGCAUGAUCAAUUGAAGCGAGAGAUUGAACGUUUUGACAAGGAUGAUAUGACUCGGCUUCGUUCUCAUGUACGACUCUUGACAGGCUCUGCUGAAUACAACUUAAGUCCUGCUGAUGCUUCUACUAUUGAAAUUACAUUGACGACACUUACUAUUUUGAACCGAUUGAUGAGUUUGUUGCGUGCUAGAUCAAAAGUCAUUGAUCUUUUGCGUGUGCGUGUUCAAUGGGAAAGUUUAAUGGCUGCUGCCACUCAAUGGAUUAAACAUAAAAGCGAUGAAAUCAUUAAUUUCAUGAACGGCAAAGCACGUUGGAAAGAACUUGUCGAUGAAGAAGCCACUGCACAUCAUUUAAAGCAGCUAAAUGAAGAGAUUAUUCAGACGUUGGUAGUGUUGGAGAACAGUAUUGCUGAAUUCGACAAAGGCGACUUCUCGGCUGUUUUGGAUACCUAUCAAGAAAUGGAAGAUCUUGAAGGAAAAUCCCUUCCUAACCACAUGGAACAACGCCAAGAAGCUUUUGAGAGUUUAUUUGAAUGGGUCAUGAAACAGUGUGCCUUUACUCGUAAGAUGGUGGAGCAGCAUUUAGUCAUCAAUGAUAUUGCCUCACAGUUUCGCAAACUUAAGGCUGAAGGUGAAAAGCUUAAGCUUGCCAUGGCUCACAGUACUGCAUCUUCCAAUAGUAGUGGUGAUAGUAGUUCUUUUAGUGAACGUGUACAAGCCUUUAAAGACAACUCCUCUUAUUGGGUAACCACAUUGCUUAAGCGCAUUCCUUAUCCGGAAAUACCAGACGAGUCUCUUGAAGAUAGAAGAGAAGAGAAUGAGACCGCAAAUGAUAUGAUCCGUAGUCGCAUGAACGAGUAUUCUACCUGUCUUGCUGAAAUUACAGAGGAAUUAGAAGAGUUGCUGGCUUCUCAUCGCGAAAAUUUAUCUCUGCAGCAGCGUGCAAGCCUUGCUUUUGAUGAUCUUUUGCGCAUCACCACUUGGUUGGAAGAACGGCUUCGAGCAAUCCAAAAGUUUGAUGCUGCUACUUUAUUGGAUGAAAACAAUCUCAUUGACUUGGAAGAAGAUACGUUUCAUCGUCUUGAAAAAGAGCAUGAUGGUAUUUUAGUUCGUUUGGAGCAUAUGGAGUCAGGUGACAUAAAAAAGGCAGUAGAUGCUGUGCGUCUUAUUGAACUUGAGAUUGAAACGACAGAAUCUGUAUCUAUUGAUCAAAGCGCUCUUAUCAACGGUAUUGAGAGCCUCGAACAAGCUUUGGCCGAUCUUAAAGAAACCUUGGCCUCGCGUGUGCUAGAAAUAAAGGCAUUAAGAAAACGUAUUGCCUGGGAAGGUCAAUGGGAGGAAGCUGAUUUGGCUGUCAAGGACCUCGCUCAUCGUUUAUGGGAUUUUGACAACCGAUUUGCUCAAUAUGAUGUGGAUGGUCUCAAGAAGAGGAAUAGUGACUUGGAAAUGGGUUCUCAAGUAGUUGAAGUCAACCGAGAAGAGCUUUUUAGUCAACUCUCUGAGCAUGUGAAUAGUCUGAAGACUAAGCAUGCUAUUUUGGUAUCUGAUGAUGCUUACAACGAGUUAUGUGAUGCCUAUGAUCAAUACAAUAACUGUCAAGAAGGAAAUGGAGUGCCUAUUCAUAUCUCUUUCAAGCAAAAGGAUAUCAAGCAAAGAACAGAGGAUGUGUAUUUGCUCUGUCAAUAUGUACAUGAUGUGAUGGAUCAAAGUAACUUCUUGAUGAACUUUAUGCGAUCAUCUCAUAUUGUGCAAAAAGAAGGAGAACUUGCUCAAGGAGCCAUUCAAAACUCUUUGCGAGAAGCAUCGUCAUCUACAAGAACUACUAAUGGCAAUUCUCAAUUAAAUUCUGCCCCUGACGAUACUUUGUUAGACAAUCAAAAGAUGGAGCAACGUAUCAAGGAAGCAUUGACUAAAAUCAAUGAGCUUUGUGAAAGUGGAAGAUCUAUGAAGCAAUUGACAGGCGGUAACUGGUUUGAAGUCAACCAACCCCAGACAUUGAUUAGCGCAGAAGACUACAAGAACAAAGUUGAGUCUUUAAUGUACAAAAAGCUAGAUGAUUUGACUAGACUUGGUGAGUCCAUGGAAAAGCUUUUGACUUCAUACCACAACACUGAUGAAAUCAAAGCUAAACUCGUUAAAUAUCAACUAGAAUCCAAUGAGAUUCAAGAUUGUAUUGAUAAGGCAGUCCAAAUCUUAAACCAACAUCAAAUUGAUGUUGCAGUUGCUUCAAGCUUUACUGUCACAACUGCAAAAUUGUCCGAGUGUCGUGCUAGCAAUGCUAAAAUAGUUUCUGGAAUUCAGCAAUUGGAAUCUACACGUAUCGCUGAUUUCGAACAAAAUCUGAAGCAACUAAUGCAGGAAGUCUCUAGUAAAGCUGUUUCUAUGAUUGAAGAAGUCAAUGAAAGCUGCAAAAUCUAUUCAGAAAAUGUUUCUCGUGCAUUACAUGUCUUUCACCAGACAAGCGCUAUUCAAUAUUUGGUCUUGGAUACUGCUGAAAACCGCUUACAAUGGGAAAAUGAUCUAGAAGAGAACCAAACUCGUUUGGAUUUUGUCAACCAUCAACUUCAGCAAUAUGUUUCCAAAAAGAACAAAUGUGUCGCUCAACAAGACAUGCUUUCUGAACAACAUAUUCAGGAAUUGAUCCAAGAACGCUCUGAUAUUGCUGAUCAAUGUCAACGUUUCUGGCAAGACAACAUGAGCUCUCUUUUAGCACAGUAUGAGCAACUCAAGUCUCUCUUUGUAAAGCUGCCACUUACAAAGACUAUUCCAGUGCAUAUGCAAGAGCGUAUGGAAGUGCUCACUCGUGCCUUGAAGAAGUUGGAGGAUGCUCUUAUUUGGCGAGAACAAGAAUUAGAGUAUAUACAACAACGCGGCAAGCUUGAGUUGAACAUCAAGGAAGCCAUGGCUGAACUUGAUCAAUACAAAAAGUCAAUCUCUGCUUUUGUUGAAACUAGAUGUCGAUGGAACUCAAAUGAAUGUAUCUCGGCUAAACAAUACCAACAACAUAUCUCAGUUAUCGAAGCAGAAUGGCAUCAAGAAAAAACUAAGUUUCAAAAGUAUCGUGAAUCCACCUUGUCUAGUAUUAAACAGACCCAUCAAAAGCUUCAAAAUAUUUCCAACUCUCUAAAGCCUGGGUUUAUGUCAGAGUUACACACAAAGAAGAUUGAUGCAUUGGCUCAAGUGGAGCAUUAUAUUGAUGCUGAUACUCUCUUUGCUCGCGACUUGGUAGCUCAAAAGAAACAGAUCUAUCUGUUCUUGAAUAAGGCAUCUAAUUUGGAAAAACAAGCAGAAGCUAUCAGAGAAAUCUUUUUAUCAUCUACUGUACUUCAACAAACUUCCUCUGCUGCUGACCUUACCAUGAAGAUAAAGCAAUUUAGUUCUCAAGUAGAUCAAAUCAAAAUCUUUACUUCCAAGGAUAUCAUUACUCCCAAGCGAUCAAACGAAGAUGAUAUUGCUAUGCCCACUAAAGUCAAGGAUAAGACUAUGAACUCUGUUAUUCAAGAUGUGAUUUCUACUCGACUUGGAAGAUUAGAUGAGUUGGUUGAAAGCCUGACAGCUUUGUUAAAGUCUCAAGAGAUCCUUACUCGCUUACAGUACAGUUUUAAGACAUUCAACAGACAAGUCUUAGCUUGCGAAACUUGGAUUUCUUCAAGACGAGAUAUCUUGGAAAAGAGUGUAUAUAUUCUAGAUGACAGUAACUUGUCCUUAGAUAUCAAUCAUCUAAGAGAUGCCGUUAGUGAAGCAGAUAGUAUCCAGACUGCUAUGGAAGCUACCGACAAUCAUUUUACUUUACUUUGCAAGUACAGAGAUGAAUACAUUCAAAUAUUUGAUGAGCAAACUCUUCUUGGUGAAGAAGAAAAAGAAGACAAAAUGAUUGAAUAUGAUCAAGUUGCUGAUAGUUUUGAAGACAUCGGUCGUCAAUGGGACGAUUUGCUGUUAGAAACAAAAGAAGUGUCUAAUGCUUUGUCUAUUGCUCUCUUGCCUGCUGAAUUGAAUAGCCGUAUCGAUAGUCUUAUGGCUUCAUUCGAAGCAUUGAAAUCACAAAUCAAAGGUGUGGAUGAAUCUCUUGUCACUGAUAACCAAAUCAGCGAAUGGCAGAAAAGAAUUGAUUUAUUGGAGGCCAAGGAAUAUGAUCGUCUUCACACUGAGAUUAAGGAUUUCAAGCACAACAUCAGUGCUGAUAUGAUUGAAUCCUUAAUGUCAAAGCUGGACCUUGCUGGCGAUACUAUUUUGGAGAUUCGAGCAACACUUGCAGGCUUGUAUGAUAUUAUCAACGCAAGUCGUCUUCGAAAUACACAUGCUGAAAAUUCCGAAUUGUUCCAUAACUCUGCAAAGAAGCUCAUCAUUGUUAUUGAAGAGGUACAAAAAGGAAGAUUUAGUCUUAUAACGGACAAACAAACAUCUGAAGAAAGGAUUCUACAAUUCAAAGAAUUGAGCAGCCGUCACAAGCAAAUCAAGGAGUCAGUUUUGGAGUGUCAAGGAUUUUAUGAUGAUUCUUGCUCUUACUAUACUGGUAUCAAAGUUCAAAACGUGAAUACUCAUGAAUGUGAAUCAAUCCAACAACAAGUGGAAGAUGUUUGGCAAGAUUUGCAAGAAAAGACUGCCGAGCUCGCUGCGUUUGUCACAAGAACUUCCAAAUGGAUUGAAGGCUGUGAUGAAUUAGAUAGGCUCGAGAGUACUUUGGAAACAUUGAAUGCUGACGUGAAAAAGGUCCUAAGCAACGACCAACAGUCUUUCCCUGCUACAAAUAGUAAAGUCCAUAAGUAUGAAAGGCAAUUGAACAAACUAUCCAUGAGUCAUCAAGAACUUGAAAAUACUGUCAAGAAUACUAAGGAUUUGUCUCAAGAUGAAGUCAACAAGGCUGGAUUCUUAGCUCGUAGUCAACAAAUACAUCAUCUCAAAAAUUCUAUUCAGCAAGUGCUUGAAAAAAGAAGAUCUGACAAGGAAAGGACAGCUUUACUUGAAGCUUUCAAGGCUGAAGUUGCUAAAGCCUCAAAGGUAUGCGAGGAUCAGAUUUCUUACAUUCGUCAACAAUCAAUUGCCAACCCUGAAAAUCAUAUCAAGAAGCUGGAUUCAAUCAACAACAUUAUUAGUGUUUAUAGUGCUGCUUUAUCUCAUAUUCAAGACAACUAUAACGAUGGAAAAACCAAAUAUGAUGGUGUUAUUUCUGAUCAAGCUACAAAACUAGUCAAGACUUAUGAACAUCCUCAAACUGAGAUUGAGAGCUGCAAGCAUGGCCUGGAUAAGUUGCUUAAUGAUCUUAAAGGCGUACUCAAGAUUGAAAGUGACUAUAUAACAUCUCUCAAAUUGUUGUCUCGUCUAGUCAAGUUUGAUAAAGAAAUCAGUAGAUCUAUUGCUGAUCUCAAGUCAAGUGUGUCUCGCUCCUACAACAGUGGUAGAACAACACCUAGAGGAACUCGUACCAAAGAUAUCCCUGAAUUAAGAGACUUUAUGCAAAGAUAUGAUUCUAUUGAAACAUCUGUUCAAGACUUUUAUCAAAAGUGCAAUGAAAUCAAAAAGAACAUUAACAAGCGUAUUAGUGUGUCUCGAGUCAAUGCCCUCAACAAAGCUGUUGAAAAGCGUAGAGAAGAUAUGAACAGAAAAUGGAUUGAAAUCAAGUCUUCUGCAGAUGAAACUAGAGAAAGAUUGGAUGUUAUUCACAAGCGCCAGGCAUUAUCAACAAAGUUGGCUGAGUCACUUAAAUAUGUUGAUGACUUGAAGGAUAGAAUUGAAGUGCUACAAUUGUCUGGAAAAAACAUUUCUGUAGAAGAACAAGAAUUAGAUGAGAUUCAAGAAGAAAUUGACACCACACUCAAAAAGAAUGCUGCUGAUAUUAAUGUUUUGUUGAAAGCCAUCAGCCACAGUGAAGUCACUUCUUCUACUGGAUCGGAAUCAACUCUCAAGAACCAACGUGAUAGACUUGUGAGGUCUAUUGAAGAACUACGUCAGCUAGUUAAGCAUCGUCAAAAGCAAGCUCGCACAGAAGGAAGUAUCACUGAAUUCUUUGGUAUCACAGAUCAAAUUGACACAGAAAUACAAACAUUGUCCAAAGUAGUUGAAGAUACAUCCACCCAGCAUGCUAGUGUAGUUGGCUCUAGGUUCAAUAAGGCUGAUCUACAAACGCUGCUUAAGACUUUGACGACUGCUGCCAAGAAGAGUGAGCCUAGUAUCACACAAUUGUUAGUCAAAGCCAAGUCUGAAUCUCAAAAGCAAUUUUUGGAUGACAAUGAAAGAGUAGCUCUUCGAAUCAAAAAAAUAAUGAAAGAUUGGGCAGAUGUUCAAACUUCAAUUUCAUCAAGAGAAAAAGAAUUGCAAACUUGUAUUAAAGAACUCAAUCAUGAGUUUUUUACCAAAUUAGCCAUGGCUAAAUCUGUACCUAAGGAGAGAAGAUCGCGAAGAGGUAGUAAAUCCAAUUCUGCUGCUCAGCUGCCACCUUCUGGUCCACGCAACUUUCGGUCCUCUACUCUCUCAACUGAAAUGAAAAUGACAUCACCAAAUAGUUCUACAGGUAAAAGACCAAGUACUUCCAGUAGCUCAUCAGGCAAGCACACACCCUAUGUUUUUGAUCCCAAAAGCGAGCUUGAUACUCAACUUGGUAUGAUUGUCAACCAAAGUCCCUACCGUAUGAAGGUUAAGAAAGUACCAGGUGAAGCUGGUAAAUACUGGUUUGGCGAUGAUCAUCCCAGGCUAGUGUAUUGUCGUAUUUUGCCUAGCAAGUUAGUCAUGGUCAGAGUUGGAGGAGGAUGGGAAGAAUUGUCAAAGUUUAUGAAAGACCAUGGUCAUAGCGAUGGACUAGCUACUAAAUCUGAGACAGGCACAACACAAUACUUGACAGUAGAUACAUUCAAUGAUCCUAUAAGCGAGGAACCUUCUUUUUCUGUAACUACUCGCAGUGGUUCACCCAUGGGCCCUGUAGUAGGUACGCCUAUUAUUAGACGAGGAAGUGGCGUCAGCAGUACUGUGACAAAUAGAUCUUCAAACUCUGGUUCCGGUUUCAUUGAUGGCGACAAAUACGUAAAAACGGAUGGAGAUGGAAAUCAAGUUACACUGAAAAUGGUCAAAGCUGAAAACUCGGCCAAGUCACCCCCAUAUUGA
Messenger RNA from Gilbertella persicaria, 9696 nucleotides. RefSeq lists its product as uncharacterized. Gene Ontology annotation, cellular component: plasma membrane; cortical actin cytoskeleton; cell projection. Gene Ontology annotation, molecular function: microtubule binding; actin filament binding. Gene Ontology annotation, biological process: actin cytoskeleton organization. The coding region runs from base 1 to 9696 and encodes 3231 amino acids. The transcript is spliced from 4 exons. Lineage: Eukaryota; Fungi; Mucoromycota; Mucoromycetes; Mucorales; Choanephoraceae. The record is from RefSeq and is a predicted model, not a curated record.